Molecule: messenger RNA, 1747 nt
Organism: Triplophysa dalaica
Lineage: Eukaryota; Metazoa; Chordata; Actinopteri; Cypriniformes; Nemacheilidae
Product: alpha-1-antitrypsin homolog
Exons: 4
Coding region: 25-1305 (426 amino acids)
Biological process (GO): negative regulation of endopeptidase activity
Molecular function (GO): serine-type endopeptidase inhibitor activity
Source: RefSeq, a predicted model, not a curated record
CUUUGUUUUUACAGUAUUGUGAAAAUGAGAGAAAAGGUAUUCUGCUGUGUAAUUGCUGCACUGCUUGUGGCAACUGUAUGGGCUGCACCCCAUGAUGGCCAUGACCACAGUGACCAUUCGACCGACCACCACCACCAUCUUCAUCAUGGGAAAAAUGAACCUCACCCCAGUCAUGAGGGCAAUGAUGCCUGCCAUCUACUUGCUCCACACAAUGCUGAUUUUGCCUUUGCUCUCUACAAGAAACUGGCUUUACUUCCCGAAAACCAGGGCAAGAACAUUUUCUUCUCUCCUGUUGGUAUCACCAUGGCUUUGAGCAUGCUGGCUGUGGGUGCCAAGAGUGACACUCAUUCCCAGAUAUAUAACAGUCUGGGUUACAGUAAUUUGCAACCUCAACAGGUCAAUGAUGGUUAUGAGCACUUGCUCCACAUGCUUGGACACAGCCAGGAUGCUAUGCAGCUGGAGGCUGGUGCUGGUGUGGCCAUCAAAGAAGACUUCAAAGCAAUUGAUCAAUUCCUUAAGGACAUUCACCAUUACUAUAGCAGUGAAGCCUUCAGUGUUGAUUUCUCCAAGCCUGACACUGCAGCACAAGAGAUUAACAAGUUUAUUGCCAAGAAAACCCAUGACAAAAUAACAGAUAUGGUGAAGGACUUGGACCCAAGCUCGGUGAUGAUGCUGAUUAACUACAUGUACUUCAGAGGAAAAUGGGACAAGCCAUUUGAUGUAAAGCAGACACACAGAGCUAAAUUCCAUGUGGACAAGAACACCACAGUAGAAGUAGACAUGAUGAAGAGAAAUGGGCGCUAUGACAUCUAUCAGGACCAUGAAAACCACAUUACAGUCUUGAUGGUACCCUACAAAGGCAAUGCUUCUAUGAUGAUCAUUCUUCCUGAUGAUGGCAAGCUGAAGGAGGUGGAGGACUUCAUCUGCAGACACCAUCUAAAGAACUGGCAUGAAAAACUAUUCAGAAGCUCCGUGGACCUGUUCAUGCCCAAAUUCUCCAUCUCUGCAACAUUCAAGCUGAAAGAGACUUUGGAGGGAAUGGGAAUAGUUGAUGCGUUCAGUGACAAAGCAGAUUUCACUGGAAUUACAGAGGAGGUCAAAGUCAAGGCAUCACAGGUUGUCCAUCAAGCAGUUCUCAGUGUUGAUGAGAAAGGCACUGAGGCAGCAGCUGUAACUACAAUAGAAAUAAUGCCAAUGUCCCUGCCAGACACUGUGACCCUCAACCGGCCUUUCUUGGUGUUGAUUGUAGAAGAUAGCACCAAGAGUAUCCUCUUCAUGGGCAAGAUCUACAAUCCAGCAGAGUGAUGUCCUUCUUCAAGCAAAACCUACUACCUAUCUUCAUAAGCCUGCUAAUCUUUGUAAAGAUCUCAUUGCAAGCCACAAUAAAUGUUUAUAAUGCUAGUCAAAUUAGUUGCCCAAAGUGUAAUAUUUCAAUUUAUUAUUUAAUCAGUUAAUAAGCAUUAGCAGAGCAAUUUAUAACAGUCAUAUGGGUUCUGUUGGUUGAUAAGGGCCCUUCAGUGCUUUCUGUUGUUGGCUUACCUCCUUUGCUCAGGUGUCAGGUGUUUUAACCUUACAACACUCAUGUUUUGCUGUCUAUAUCCAGUGGCAUUUACUUACUAGACUACACAGAAAUUGUAUUACUUAUUUUAAUUAAUGACAAUAUUUUACAUGCGUUCAACCUUGUUGUUUUGUUGUCAAUUGCAUUGAGAACAAAUGUAUUAAAAUAAAACUGAAUAAUCAAAUUACA